This is a messenger RNA of Corylus avellana, 1756 nucleotides long. Its product is annotated as allene oxide synthase 3. Gene Ontology annotation, molecular function: heme binding; monooxygenase activity; iron ion binding. The record is from RefSeq and is a predicted model, not a curated record. NCBI's taxonomy places the organism in Eukaryota, Viridiplantae, Streptophyta, Magnoliopsida, Fagales, Betulaceae. Gene Ontology annotation, biological process: sterol metabolic process.
UACAAAUCACAAAAGAGAAAUAGAGACAUUUAAGUAGCGACCAGCCUUCCCAUUCCCCAACACCAACCAUUAAUAUUCAUUUUCGAAACUCCCAGCCAUGUCUGCAAAUUCUUCCUUCAAACUCCAACCCUCCUCCUCUUCCAUUGAUGAUCACUCUGCAUCUCCUCCAUCAAAACUCCCACUAAAGCCCAUCCCCGGCAAAUACGGCCUCCCAUUUCUCGGACCCAUCAAAGACCGCCUCGACUACUUCUACAACCAAGGCCUCGAAACCUUCUUCCGAACCAGGAUCGAGAAACACCAAUCUACCGUCUUCCGAACCAAUAUGCCUCCCGGCCCUUUCAUUUCCUCCAACCCCAGAGUCAUUGCUGUUCUUGAUGCUAUCAGCUUUCCCAUACUCUUCGACACGUCAAAGGUUGAAAAACUCGACGUUCUCGACGGCACUUACAUGCCCUCCAAAUCCUUCACCGGCGGCUACCGUGUUUGCGCCUACCUCGACCCCUCCGAACCCAACCACACCGUUUUCAAGCGCUGGUUUUUCUCUCUUCUCGCCGCCCGCCACCACAGCUUCAUCCCGCUCUUCCGAAACUCCUUGUCGGAGCUUUUCAUCAACCUCGAAGAUCAGUUAUCCGACAAACCCGGGGAAGCAUACUUCAACACUCUUAGUGACAGCAUGUCCUUCAACUUCGUGUUUAGGCUCUUCUCUGAUCGAAGCCCUUCCGACACAAAACUCGGAUCGGACGGUCCCAAACUGUUUGACAUGUGGCUUUUUGUCCAACUUGCGCCGUUGAUGACACUUGGGUUAUCCAAGUGGCUAAACUAUCUUGAAGAUUUGUUGUUGCACACCAUUCCUUUACCAUCAUUUCUGGUGAAGUCCAGAUAUAAGAAGCUAUACGGUGCGUUUUAUGAGUCAACGAAGCCGAUUUUGGAUAAAGCGACUGAGGAUUUCGGGCUUAAAAGAGAUGAGGCUUGCCAUAACCUAGUCUUCAUGGCUGGUUUCAAUGCGUACGGUGGAAUGAAGACGACGUUUCCCGGUCUGAUCAAGUGGGUCGGAUUGGCAGGAGAAAAGUUACACCGGCAGUUGGCUGAUGAGAUCAGGACCGUUGUUAGAAAUGAAGGUGGGAUCACUUUAUCUGCGUUGAAUAAGAUGACUUUAACGAAGUCAGUUGUCUACGAAGCAUUGAGGAUAGAACCUCCGGUUCCCUUCCAGUACGGGAAGGCAAAGGAGGAUUUAGUGGUCUACAGCCACGAUGCUGCUUUUGAGAUCAAGAAGGGGGAGAUGAUCUUCGGAUAUCAGCCGUUGGCUACCAAGGAUCCCAAGAUUUUUGAAAACCCGGAGGAAUUUGUGGGCCAUAGGUUUGUGGGUGAGGGAGAGAGGCUGCUCAAGUACCUUUACUGGUCGAACGGACGUGAGAUUGAUGAUCCAACGGUGGGGAAUAAGCAGUGUCCGGGGAAAGAUCUGGUGGUUCUAUUGUCUAGGGUAAUGUUGGUGGAGCUUUUCCUCCGUUAUGACACAUUUACGGUUGAGGCUGGAAGGUUGCCGUUAGGAUCAUCGGUUACGUUCAAGUCGUUGACCAAGGCCACGGGGAGUUGAUCUUGGUCAACUAUAUAUAAACCCUUUCUUUCAUAUAUAGUUUAAUUUCACUUAUCAUGUUGUGUGGAAUUGAAGUAGUACUUGAGUUUGCAUGGAGCUCAGCUCAUUUGAUCAUUGUAAAGCUCUUCCCAUUGUGCAUGUCUUUCUUCUUUUAUUUAAUUUAUU